AUGAUCGAUGAAGUAAGACGUCUGUAUGAAGAAGGUAAUUGGAAAUCUAUCGUAAGAACGUACCGGGAACAUCCAGGAAGAAACAGAUUAUUAUGGGUUUAUCCAACGGAAGAAAACUUUGUGUUUAUAAAGAAAUAUAUGGAUGAGUCGAAGUGCGUUAACAUUUUAAGCAUAGGCUGUGGUUGUGGCCUUCUCGAGUGGAUGAUCAUGGCAGCGACUGGGCUCCAGGUAUAUGGCUUGGAAGUAGAUGGCGCUUGGUGGCAAAGCAAAUAUGCCCCGCCUACUUUUAUACCUCUCCUUUUUACUCCAAGCAAAUUAGACGAAGAUGCCAGAAGACUGCUACAAAGGAAAGACAUUGCUUUAUUGUUCUGUUAUUUUAAUAAUGGACCAGCCUUCGAGCAGUAUUUAAAGGAAUAUCUGGGUGGAAUAGUCAUAAUAAUUGGCCCGGAUGGUAAAGGAGUACAUACUGAUCCCAAACCGUUUGGAGACAUGCCGUCUAAUUGGACCUUGGACGUACAUCAGGAGGUUGGCAACACAAAGGAUUUUAUAGCUAUAUAUCGUAGAAACAGCGAUUAA
Messenger RNA from Danaus chrysippus (African queen), 576 nucleotides. The record is from the annotation of a GenBank genome assembly. Lineage: Eukaryota; Metazoa; Arthropoda; Insecta; Lepidoptera; Nymphalidae.